Gorilla gorilla gorilla (western lowland gorilla) is the source of this 23481-nucleotide messenger RNA. RefSeq names its product putative transcriptional regulator encoded by LINC00473. NCBI's taxonomy places the organism in Eukaryota, Metazoa, Chordata, Mammalia, Primates, Hominidae. The record is from RefSeq and is a predicted model, not a curated record. The transcript has a single exon. Bases 7477 to 8037 code for a protein of 186 amino acids.
AUAUAUAUGUACAUAUGUGUAUAUGUAUAUGAUUCUUUGCAUCAGAGAAGUCCAUUGUCAAGAUUCAGGUCGAAUUCUGAUUUGACAAGGUUUUCUCCUAUUCCCUGUAAUUUACGUAUAAUAUUCUGAAAAUAAAGCAGAAUCUUAUGCCUUUCCAGUCUGUUUGAUAGGACAUUACCUAAUGCUGCCCUUUCAGAAGGCCAUACUUAAUUGGUGAGAUGGAUAAUUCCAGGUCGGGGGUAAAUGAUGUCUUGCUGUGUCAGGAAGCAAUGAAGCAGUCAAAAACUAAUACAAUUGUGCAAAGAGAAGCCCCCUCCCGUUGGCCAAAAGUAUGACAAUUUCGACAUCAAAAGUAGCAGUGGUUAUAGCAUAUUAAUGCACAUUGAAUCAAUAAAAAUAUAUGAGUCCAUAAUGAAACUCAAAAAGCAAAAGCUAGGAAAAUACGUUUAUGCCACAACUUGAGAUGACUACUAAACCAACUCACUACAUUAAGAAUUUGACACUGAAGGGCAAUCAUUAUUUACCUUCUCUUUCCAAUAUGAACUGCACUGGGGAUAAUGAGACAGCUGAGUUGAUGAGAGAAAGCUCUAUUUUAAAAGAAAAAAAGACCAUCAAUAAUAUAGAAUAAAUGAUAGAAUUAGAAAAAUCAACAUUAGAUACGUAGUUUAAUGCAGAUCUAGACAGUGAUCUAAGGGAGAAAAAGUAGCUGUACAAUGGAAGGAUUAUAUGUUCAAUCUCUUGACCCACUGUCAACUUAAGCAUCAGCAAUGGCCAGUCAACCAGGCUUUAUGUGCACAGCAUCACUUAAGAUGUAGUCUAAUCCUAAAUGUCUAAUUUGAAUUUAUAAACGUUUAGAUCUGACUUUCAGCUUACAGGAAAUAUGGGAGAUAGAGGAAAAGACAAAAUGACUCCCUGAGGAAAUACCCAGACACGCCCAGAAGAUGAAAUGUGGUCUUCAUCAAUGACUGCACGUCAUUGAUAAAGAAGCUGUUGUAGAUUAGGAGCAACCUAAGGAAGGCAACAAGGUACAAUGAAUGGCCCUUGACUGGAUCCUGAAUGGCUAAGCCAGCUAAAGAAAAUGUUUGGAGCAACCGAGUAAAUUUGAACAUGGACUAGAUAUUAUAUAAGAUGAAGAUUCAUUGAAAUGGAAACCUAGAGCUUAUUAACUGAAAAAAAGUGGUUAAAAAUUAUACGUAAAAAAAUCAUUUCAUUUUAGGUAUGCACGUGUAUAUAUAGAUAGAAAAUAUCUGAAUUAUAUUCAAUAAUGUGUUUCCUGCACUAAUUUCUGGAUGGUAGAGACAUGUAUUUUAAUUAUUAAAUUUCUGAUCAUGUGAAGGUCAUGUAGUAAGGCCUGAAUGAUAUAUUUAUUAGUUUUUUAAAUAGCCAGGUAGUUUUAUUUAUUUAUUAUGUGCAACAUGAUGUUUUGAAAUAUAUAUACAUUGUGGAAUGGCUGCAUCAAGCUAACUAACAUAUACAUAACUGCACAGAGUUGUCAUUUUGUGGUGAGAACACUUAAAUUCUACUCUCUUAGCAUUUUUUAAGAAGGCAAUAUAUUCUUUUUUCCUUUCUCUUUUUCUUUUCUUUUUUUUUUUUUUGAGAUAGAGUCUUGCUCUGUCACCCCAGGCUGGAGUGCAGUGGCACAAUGUCGGCUCACUGCAAGCUCCGCCUCCUGGUUCACGCCAUUCUCCUGCCUCAGCCUCCCUAGUAGCUGGGACUACAGGCACGUGCCAGCACACCCGGCUAAUGUUUUUUAUUUUAGUAGAGAGGGGGUUUCACUGUGUUAGCCAGGAUGGUGUCAAUCUCCUGACCUCGUGAUCCACCCGCCUCAGUCUCCCAAAGUGCUGGGAUUACAGGCAUGAGCCACUGAGCCUGGCCGACAAUAUAUUCUUAUUAACUAUAGUCACUAUGUUUUGCAAUAGCUCUCUUUAGCUUAUUCCUUCUGUCUCGUUGAACCUUCCUAACCCGUGACCAAUGUAAGGGAAAAGCUGUAUGACAUUGGUCUAGGCAAUGAUUUUUUUUGGUUAUGACCCCAAAAGCACAGGCAACAAAAGCAAAAAUAGACAAAUGGGAUUACUUCAAACUAAAAAGCUUCUGCACAGCAAAGGAAACAAUCAACUAAAUGAUAUCUUUAAAUGUAAAAAUAGCACAUUAUGGCUGCAUGGCAUUUUUACAGUAGCUAAAGUGCAAUCACACACAUUUCCCCACUUGGUUUAAUUAUUUAUCUAUGAAGUAGACAGAAUUAGCAUUAUUGUACCUGUUUGCCAUAUGUAUAUAGAGAACUAGAUGACUUAGUGACUCUAUUAGUUAUCUAUUGCUCCAUAGCAAAUGUCUUAGUCUAGUCAGGCUACUGCAAUCAAAUACUAUAAACAACAGAAAUCUAUUUCUCAGAGUCCUGCAGGCUGGGAAGUGCAAGAUCAAGGUGCUGGCAGUUUCUCUUCCUGGUUUGUAGAUGGCACCUCCGUGCUGUGUUUUCACAUGGUGGAAUGGGCAAACAAGCUCAACGGGGUUUCUUUUAUAAGGGCACCAAUCCCAUUCAUGAAGACUACACCCUCAUGACCUAAUCACCCCCCAAAAGGCCCCACCUCCUAAUACUAUCACCUUGGAGUUUAGGAUUUAAGCAUAUAAAUUGGGGUGUGGGGACACAAAGAUGAAGACUGUAGCAACAAAUUAUCCCAAAAUUUAUUGGCUUAAACAAACAAGCAUAUAUUGUUUCUCAUAGUUUCUGAGGGUUAGGAAGUCAAGAGUGGCUUAGCUGUGUGGCUGUGUCUCAGAGUCUUUUAUGAGAUUUCAGUUUAGAUGCUGGCUGUAGUUAUAUCAUCUGAAGUUUUACUGGGGCUGGAGGAACUGAUUCUAAGGUGGUUCACGGCACAUGGCUGUUGUCAGGAGGCCCACUCAAUGUGGAGGCUGGCCCUCCCCAAAGCAGGUGGCCCACUGAGCAAAUAAGCAACCAAGUCAGAAGCUGCAGUGUCUUUAGAGCCUGAUUUCAAAGUUACACACUCUCACUUCUGCUGGGUUCUGUUGGUCACACAAACCAACCGCCCUGUGCAACAUGGGGGAUGUGAACACCAGGAGAUGGGGGUCACAGGGGCCAACAUGAGUUGGCUCCCACACCCAAGGUCAUUGCCACACUCAAGGUCAUACCAGCUGGCAAAACUAGAAAUUGAAGCCCUGUCUUCUGAGCACAGAAGAUUUUCACUUCACACAGACUUUUCAUAAAAGGACCUUAUCCUCUUUAAGUAUAGAAGUUUUUUUUUUCAAAAAUUUUCCUUGCACAGUGACAUAUUUACUGCAGUAUUUAUAUGGCAUCACUAAACACAGAGUUGGGAAUCCAACCAGCUCUUUGAAGCAAGAGUAUGUGAACGUGAGUGGGCCCCAGCAUACCACAGGCAGUUAGUUCUGCUCUAAUGUAAUGUAUGUGUUUCUACGUUAAAAACUGUAGGGCUUAUGGGAAAAUGGGGUUAGGGACACAACAUUCAAAAACUUUAUUAGCGACAAAUAAUAAAAGAUGAGGAACGCAAUAAAAAUGGUAGCACACAGUUAUACAUUUCAACUAAUUAAGAAAUCUGUAAAUACCACAGUAAAGACGUCACUUUGGAAAGAUCACCUUGAGAAAGACCUGAAGUUUGCUUGCAGAAGUAAGUGUCCCAUGCCUGGGGGCCCACCACGUCCACCUCCCUGUCUGCAAGAGGAAGGGAACCAAAGAGUUCCCAAGAGAAAAAGAACAGAAAACCAAAGGAAAAAUACAAAAUAUCUGGGAUUCAAGAGGAGAAAUUAAAGAGACGGUGAUAUGGUUUGGCUGUGUCCCCACCCAAAUCUCAUCUUGAAUAAUCCCCAUGUGUCCUGGGAGGGAGCCAGUGAGAGGUAAUUGAAUUGUAGGGGUGGUUACCUUCAUGCGGUUCUCCCAGUAGUGAGUGAGUUCCCAUGAGAUCUGAUGGUUUUAAGAGGGGAUUUCCCCCCUUUUUGUUCAGCACUUAUUCUUGCUGCUGCCAUGUGAAGAAGGAGGCAUUUUCUUCCCCUUUCACCAUGAUUGAGGGUUUCCCGAGGCUUCCUCAACCAUGCAGAACUGUGAGUCAAUUAAACCUAUUUCCUUUAUAAAUUACCCAGUCUUGGGUAUGUCUUUAUUAGCAGUGUGAGAACAGACUAAUACAGAAGGCAAGGCACAGAGCUGUGCAGCCGGUUGGUGGCAGGAAGGGCUGUAGCUCAUGUUGUUUUGAACUGCUGGUAGGAGUAUAUGAUGGAUAAUUUUAGGUGCCAUCUUGACUGGGUUAGGUGGUGCCCAGAUCGCUGGAAAAUCACUAUUUCUGGGUGGGUCUGUGAGGACGUUUCCAGAAGAGAUUAGCAUUUGAAUUUAAACACUGAUUAAAGAAGAUCCUUCUUCACCAACAUGGCAGGCAUCACCUGACUCACUGAAGUCUCCAAUAGAAUGAAAAGGUGGAGGAAGGGUGAAUUUGAGUGAAUUAUCUUUGUAUGAUCUGAGACAUUCAUCUUCUCUGGCCCUGGAACACCAGGUUCUCCAGGUUCUCAGACCUUUGGACUCUGUACUUACGCCAGGGCUUCCCAGGUUCUCAGGCCUUUGACCUCAGAAUUAAGAGUUUUACACCACCGGCUCUCUGGUUCUCAGGCCUUUGGACUCAGACUGAGUUACAGCAUCAGUUCUCCAGUGUGUAGGCAACAGAUCAUGGGACUUGCUAGCCUCUGUAAUUGCAUGAGCCAUUCCCAUCAUAAAUAUCGUGCUCAAUAGAUCUAUAUACUCAGUUCUUUCUUUCUUUCUUUCUUUCUUUCUUUCUUUCUUUCUUUCUUUCUUUCUUUCUUUCUCUUUCUUUCUCUCUCCUUUCUUUCUUUUCUUUCUUUCUUUUUUCUUUCCUUCUUUCCUUCCUUCUUUCUUUCUCUUUCUUUCUUUCUUUCUUUCCUUUCUUUCUUUCUUUCCUUUCUUUCUUUCUUUCUUUCUUUCUUUCCUUUCUUUCUUUCCUUUCUUUCUUUCCUUUCUUUCUUUCUUUCUCUCUUUCUUUCUUUCUUUCUUUCUUUCUUUCUUUCUUUCUUUCUUUCUUUCUUCUCUCUCUCUCUCCUCUCUUGCCUAACCUGCCCCACCACACCAUUUCCCUUCCUCUCUCUGGGUUCUGUUUCUCCCCAGGGUUCUGGAGAACCCUGACUAAUACAAAGGCUAUCUAAAAUCCUACAGAGAGUAGUGAUAGCAGGUAUGGGUGGGUGUGGCUCCUUGUCCUGAUGAAAUGCAUGUGUGUGAGAUCCAUCCUUCCUACUACAUUCACCUGGCUUCUGAGCAACAAAAUGGUGCCUGAGCAAACCGACAUUGACAUGACACUCAAAUUGUUCCCUAAUUUACCAAUCACAGUGGAACAAAUCCUCAUUUUCAGAAGAAAUGUUCUAGCAGAAUGGGCUGUAGUUACACCCUGGAAUUGGCAAACACCAUAAACCAGGGCUUUCCUCCUGGAGGACCUUGUCGUAAAUACCUACCAGCACACUGUCAAGGUUAAAGCACUUUAUGUAGGUUGGUAUAUAAUAGUGCCUAAUAAAUGAUCAGAAUUAGCAGUACUUUUCCCAAGAAGAGGUCCAGUGGGAUUUGAAUGGAACAAGCUGAAACUGGGAGCAGUAAGGCAAGGGCAGGUGAGCAGAGGCCUGAGAGCGGGGCAGAGCGGGGGCAGAGCGGUGAGCCCUGGCAAGCACACAUGGCAGGGCCCACUGUCCACAGUGGGUGGCAGCGAGCACAGGUGAGCACACACCAAACACAUCUCCCUUGACAGCCUCCUUCUGUGGGUGCAAAGAGGCACUAAAGAUCAUGCGUCACAAAUUAUUAACAUCCUUAGUAACUAUCUUCAAGGCAGAAACAAAACAGGGAACAAUAACAAGCUUCAGGGAGUCUUUAUUUUGUGAAGGGGUGUGUGUGUGUGUGCAUAUAUGUGUGUGUGUAUAUAUAUAUAUACACACACACAUACAUACAUAUAUAAAAUCAUAAACUGGCAUUUUUAAUUCCCCUGCUACCCCAGCACACAUAUGAUAUACUACAGCGUGGCUGUUCAGCGUGGCUGUUGGCAGCCCUAACUGGAAUAUUUAAUAAAUGAGGCAGUAAUGGACAUUUAUUGAAAAAAGUUUUUAUGAGAAAACCCCAAAUGUGCACGUUUUGAAGUUGCUUGCCAAUCAUGCCUGAGGGGCAGAGUCACAUCCAGGAAUCACUGUCUGGAUGGCAUCGUGAGAGGAUGGCUAUGUGGAUAGGAACGAUGACUGAAGCCAGGUGCAUCCCUAGUGGCUUCUGCCCCUGAAGUGCCCAGGGAAGACCUUGGUGAUGGGGGAUCUUUGGGUCUGCUCUUAAAGAAAGGGUGAAAUGGCAGGAGAUGGGGGAUGGCUCUGCAGGUGAAAGGUGGUGCAUUAGGCCAUUCUUCCAUUGUUAUAAAGAAACACUUGAGACUGGGAAAUUUAUAAAGAAAAGAGGUUUAAUUGACUCACAGCUCUGCAUGCUGUACAGGAAACAUGGUGCUGGCAUCUGUUCAGUUUUUAGGGAGGCCUCAGGAAGCUUACAAUCAUGGCAGAAGGCAAAGGGAGAGCAGGCACAUCACAUGGCAAAAGCAGGAGCAAGGGAGAGUGGGGGAGGGAGUUGCUACACACUUUUAAGUGACCAAAUCUCUUGAGAACUCUAUCAGGAAGACAGCACUAAGCCGUGAGGGAUCCACCUCCAUGAUCCCGACAUCCCCCACCGGGAUGUUGCAGAUUAAAAUUCAACAUGAGAUUUGGGUGGGGACAAAUAUCCAAAUGAUGUCAGGUGGGCUCUGUGGGAAGGCCAAGAGGCAAGGAGUGUUUUCAAAUGACUGGAGUCUGUCUGGUUUAGACAGAGAGCUCAUGGAGGGAUUCUCUCCACCUCUUGAAAACAAGGCCUUAACAGCCACAGAAACAGAUUUUUAUUGAUUUCAGAAAGGCCCGAGUCCAUUUUUUCUCUUUGGAUGUAGUAUUAAUGAAUUGCUAAGCACUCCCAUCUGCCAACCAUCGUUCUAAGUGUUUUACUGGUAUCAUCUGGUUUAAUCCUUUCAACAACCCUAUGGGGUGUGUAAAUGUUACUAUACCCCAUUUAUUCAAGGAAAUGGAACCUAGAAGUAUCAGUAACUUGCCUAAGGUCAGAGUACCAAGUGUGAGAUGGGGGCACAAAUCCCGGACAGACUUCAGAGUCUGAGCUCUUAUCUCGCUGUAUUGCCUCCCCUACUGCGCUCUACACCAAGAAGUGUUGAAGUGUGCGUGCAGCAGUCCUGAAGUUGAUGGUGGGUUAUGUUUCUUCUAAAGGCACUAUGGAGAUGAAACAAUUUAAGUUCUAUCAGUGUUUUUCAUAGAAACACGGCUACUAUAGCACCACAAGUUGGAGAAAGUUACCUUUAUUUCCGGAUUUCAUCAGUGAUAAAGGCUGCUGAAUUGUGCUUAUCAUUGGUUCAUUUCCCACAGCUAAUCACAUUUCACUUUAUUCAAGACCUUUUAAAAAUGGAACUGUCGGCUGCUGUUGGAAGGCGCAGGCAGGCGCCCUGGAGAGAAUUCACAGGGAGGCACAGGACAGAACGCUCCCAGGAACGAGGAAGCACCCCCAGAAAGGAGCGCUCUAUGGGCUCCAGGCAGCCGAGGAAACGCGAACGUGAGCCCCGUGACUGCACUCCCACGUGCACCAACGCUGCCAGUGUGAGCAGAAGCGGAGCCCGCAGAGCGCCAGGCUGCGCCGGGAGAUGCAUCACGAUGAAAAACUGCGCCAGAGCAUGGCGGGAACUUUCCGAGAGGGCGUGUUGUUUCCAGGCGGUUCCACCUUCUAAUAUGAAACAGUCUUGGUUGAUUUUCCUUGAUACUACUUUAUGCUCGGCCUGGUUGUUGGCAAGUAGCUGCCCGCGUCUGUACGCGCCCUUGAUUAGUUUCCACUGCAUGUGUUUUAACACAGUGCUCCUUUUUCCACGUUUAUUUGGGCCAACCCUGUCUGCAAAGAUCCAGUUUAAUACAAAUUUGAGUCUAUGUGCUAUAGCCUGGAAAUGUACUAAAGACACUACAACAUAUUGCUGAAAGAAUAGAAUCUUUAUUCUGAAUGCAAAGCAGACACCUAGUAAAAAAUUCUGGAAUAAUAAAACAAGCAAGGCUUAUGUGCUCAGUUUUGGGGACGCUCCAAUUUAAAGGCUUAGUCAUUGUCACAGUGUAAGGUUUACCCAUUGCCCCCAUCGCACAGAUGUGGGAUUGUUGAGAGCUGAGAGUCCUAUGACCUCUUCUGCUGCCCAAGAACUUGGGGUGGGUGGUAACUGGAGAAAUCAAAGUGAUCAGCUGCAAAGAAUGCUUCCAUUGCUGGAGCUUGGUUGUGCGGGAUUCUCCACGGAGGUCUUAAGGCAGAGACAAAAACAAGGACUUUGGGAGGCUCCUGUGAGCAGCCAAAAGGGUGUAGAGUCAGGCAGCCUCAGGUUACAAAUCCAGUCCUGCAGGCUAGGAGUUGUGUAAGCUUAAAAAAGUGACUGCACUUCCAGGAACAUCGUUUCCCUACCUGCUCCUCCUUCUGACGGGUUUUCUGAGGACAAUGGAAUCCACACUCUGUGUCGAACACUUUUCUAAUUAACGAUGUGCAGACACUUUAUUUUACAGGAAUAAAAAUGCCAGAAGAACCCAAGUCAUAUUCAUUUAAAGCAGGGUGACAAGUACACCAAAAUCUGAAAAAUCAUCACUAAAGAACUUAUCCAUGUAACCAAAAACCAUUGAAAUAGAAGUAAACUAUGGAAACAAAAUUUAAAAAUAAUAAAAUUUAAAAGUCCAAAAAAUUUAUAGCACUUCACCUGUUUCAUUUCUUCCUUUAUAAAAUUGUAUUUAGAAAUUUGUUAUAUGUGUCUAUGCAAACAUUUUAAAAAAUGUAAAAGUGUGGAAUUGCAUAAUGCUGCUUACUGAUUUACAGAUAUAAAUACAUCCACGUUGACUUGCACACAUGCAGGUACCCCUCGCCCUAUACAAUCUCACCAUCUGCACUUGCUAUCUGAAAGCAAGAACAAGAGGUUUUGGAGAGAAAGGGAUACUUGUUAACCUGUAUGUAUACAUAGCUUUUGGGUUAUGGUUUGUCUUACAAAAGAAGGAUAUUAUACAUAUUUCCUGUAUCUUGGCUUAAUCAAUAGCACUUCCUAGAAAUCUUACUGAGUCAACUGGUAUAUUCUAAUUAAUUCUUUGUGCUGGCUGCAUAAUAUUCUGUGGUGUAGAGGUGUAGCAACACCAUAUUUUAUUCGGCCAUUCUCCUAUUGAUGGACACUUAUGUUAUUUCCAGUUUUUUGAUGCUAUAAACAGAGCUGCAAUAAAUAUUGUUGCACAUAUGUCUACUUUACUAAAUAUUUUAUUUCUCCAAAUAGAAUUUUAUUUCUAGUCUCCAAAUAGAAUUUUAUUAUCUCCAAUUUCAUUUAAGCUGCCCUUCCACACACAUAUUAAGGUCAUUGACCUGGUUAUAUGUAGUGUGUGUGUGUGUGUGUGUGUGUGUGUGUUGUUUUGUUUUUGUUUUAUUUUUGAUGUUGUUGCUCACUGGACUCUGAACACUACAGGACUUCUUUAAAUCUAUUUCUUGAGUAAGCACUUGACAAGUGCCCAGGGCCCAGUGUUUUAGAAGACAUCAGCCAGGGCCCCCUCACUGAAGGAAGCCCCGGGUGGGUUUUCUGGGGUUCACAUGGGAACCUGACUUGAAUCCCAAAGAUAAGGGCCCCGUUGUCCAGUGAGCACAGGGUCCCUUGGCACCCUCAGUUGAAACUCAUCCAAGAUUAGUAACAUUCCGGCCAAAUUCUGGUUUUAUUGCAUGAUUUCAUUUAAAAAUUGCAUGUAUAGCAUGGAUAAGCUAUAAACAGAAUAGCCAUUUUAAUGAAAACAACAAGAGAUAUGAGUGGAUGUUGCCUUUAUUCUAGUUGGAGACAACCAUAUUUACACAACUUAUUCAGAGAUGCUCACAGUUGUCAAUGGACUCCACGCUACAGCUUUGUGAAGCAGUGUUUGCUUCGGGUGACAGAGCUGCUCUGGUUGCCCACAAGCUGCUCUGCUGGUGACCUGUUUCACAAGGUUGUUUUACCUUGAGUGACUGCUGUGUUCACAGUUGUGCUUCGAGAAUGCCAAAGCUCAUUGCUCUGUUUGCAAAGCUGCUUGGCUUGCUGGGGAGGGUAAAAUGCAAUAUAUUUAGACCUUUGAUACUGACAGUCCAGCUUUGGCUUCUGAAGUCUUUGUAGAGGAAAGGAAGUGGGAGAGAUUGUCAGAGGACCCUCCUGUGAUGUGGGGGUCUGUGCUGAUAUCUGGAUUUUUUUUUAACAUUUAUUAUCAGGCUUCAUACAGGGGGGACUGGUUUGCAGAGCCCUGAAUUUAGGCUUUGACAGGUAAGAAUCUCUGAAAUGAACAAGACUAGUUUGGUUAGCAUUUAUUAGAAGGUCAGUUUGUAGGUCCUUAAUUGUCUUCUGUUUAUAGAACUGGAUAGUGUCUGUGUGUGUAUGUGUGUGUUUCGUGCUUAAUUGUGAUUUGCUGCUCUUGACAGGUUUUGUGAAACUGACAACAGCUCUUUCUCAGCCUGUUUUCCUCUAGUGGCCAAAAUGUUCACUGUUAAUUUAUUCUGUUUACUCUUCAUUCAUUCAGCAAAUAUUUAUUCAGUCCUACUAUGUGCCAAGUACUGUCUAGCCUAUAAAGAUGUCAAGAUAUGUACCAACUCUUCCAAUAAAUAUUUCUAAGUUGUAAAAAUAUUAAGUGAUAUAAAAAUAAGAAAGGUUCUAUUAAGAACAGAUUGCUUUUUUUAAAUAUGUAAGUUUAUUUUGGAUGCAAUAUGAGACUGAAUUCCAAUGCAAAGUUGUUUUAAGAGAAUGCGAAAAUCUCACCAUUCACUGACUUAGGAGAAAAGUUACUCUGAGAAUUAAUAGAAGCUGAAUAGAAGAAGAUAGUUAAAAUCUGUAUGCUAGCUAAUGUCUUCUUGUCUUGUACUUUGGGGGAAAAAAGUAAACAAAAGUCUUAUUAAGUUUCAAGUAGGUGCCACAUGAACCCUUCCAUAUUCAGGAUUAGACAAGUGGCAAUGGUACGUGGAGCUUGAUGGCCAAGCCCAGUGGGUUACAGGGUUUGGCUUUCUUCCAGCCCUCAAGGGAUGUCUAAGACCUCUGGGAUGCUACAUAGGAUGCAGGCAGAACUGCCUGUUUUGGGGCAAAAAAAUUGUCAUGGUCACCCCUGAACUACAUAGAGGAAGAACUUUGUCUCAGCGCAAGCAAAUGGUCUUCCAAAAUUUGUACAGACAAGUUCCCAACAAUACAAGCUGCAUUUAACCCUAAGCAAACCAUACUCACAGCAAAGAUCUUAUUCCACCUGCACAUUCUUUCCAAAGCACAAAUGCCCUUUCUCAGUUCAACCAUGAAAGGACUGAUGGGAGAUGAUCUUAGAAGAGUGGCGAUGAUUCACACUAUUGGGUUAAAAAGAGAGAAUAUUGGGGAACAAUGAGGCUCCCCAGUAAGUCUCUACUCAUUCUCCAUCAGCGUUGGCUGCCUUUCAUUUGCCAACAUGGUCAAAUCUUGCUCAUACAUUAAAAUUUAAGAAUCACCAUCUUCCUGGGUUGUAAUCACCUCUCUCUCCUUUCUUUUCACAGGCAAAAUUCUCCUUGUCUCCCAUUGUUUGCAUUCAUUCCCAUUCCCACCACCCUGCCUGGCAGCUCCCCUCACCACACAAUAGACACAGCCAGUGGCGGGGACACAGCUGUCUUCUGGUGUCAGAUCUGGCUAACACAUGGGUGUAGCAUUUGACCCUUGUCACCAUCUGAUCUUUCUUCUUCUUCCUUCUCAAAAAUAUUUCUUGGAUUCCUUGACAACAUUUUCUCCUGUUGUCUUUCUCUCUCUCUGCAUUCAUUAUCUUGCUUUAUUUCUGCCGAUCUUAAACGAGGGUGAUAACCACAUCCUUUCCUAUCUGUUACUGCUUACUCCACAUUCUCUCCAUGGUUCAUCACAUUCCUCCCUCUGGCAUCAGUAAAAUGGAUUUCAUAUCUCCAGCUCAAAUGUCACCAGUUCUGCAUGAAUACAUCAGAGGCUCAGUGUACAAGGACUGCUCAAAACUGAACAUGUUACCUCCUCUUUCUGAUUCCUGCUCUUCCCCACUCCCUGACCCAUAUGCUUCUUUCCCUCAUUAUUAAAGUUAUUACCAUCAUCCAACUUUGAUGAGUUUAAAAUCUGGAAUCCAUCCAGAAUUCUUCCUUACGUGCAUCACCUACAUCCGAAUGACAAUGGUCUUAGUUUGUUUUGUGCUGCUGUAACAAAAUAUCAUAGACUUGGUGAUUUAUCAACAAUAGAAAUUAUUUGGCUCACAGUUCUGGAGGCUGGGAAGUCCAAGAGCGAGGGGCCGUAUCUUGUGAGAACCUUCUUGCUGUGUCAUCCCCUGGUGGAAGGCAUCAGAUAGCAAGAGCACAAAAGAGACAACAAGGGGGCAGAAUUCAUCCUUUUUCUCAGGACCCACUUCCAAAAUCACUAACACACCCCUGAUAUAGUGGCAUUAAUCUAUUCAUAAGGGCAGAGCCCUCAUGACCUAAUCACCUCUUAAAGAUUCUGCCUCUCAACACUGUUGCAUUGGGAUUUAAGUUUCCAGCACAUGAACCCUACUUUUGUUCUCCCAGUGAAUGUUCUCUCAAACAUAUCCACUCUCCUCCAUUCCUGCUAUCCUUGCUUUAAUUUUAGUCCAGAAUCAUUUCUUGCCUGGGAUUUUGCCCACGAUUUCCCUCUUCCUUAGAAAUCUAUCCUCCUCUCUACUUUCAAAAUGUUUUUGAAUUCAGAUUUGAUCCUGUCUUUCCCCUGGUUAAAUCCUUUAGUGGCUUACCACUUGCUAUAAGACAAAGUCAAAGUCCUCAGUGCCCUUUGUCAUCUAGUGCCACCUCCUGUGCACAGACUUCCAGUUCUUUGAUUAUCUCUGUUUCUUUGCACACACAUUUUCUUCCUUGGAAUCACUUCGUCCUACUUCUAUUUUUCUUUCCUACACUAUUUAGAGUCUUCUCAUUCUUCAAAGAACCCAAAGAUGGCCUCCUUUAUAAGGUUUUCCACAGCUCUCUCUUGCUGAUAGAGUUUGUUGUGCCUUUUCCUAUGCAACCUCCUAUGUAUGUGGUGGGCUCUUUCCAUACUGUAUUACACUCGCUGGUUUACAAAUCUAUACCCAGCACUAGACUGUGAACUUCUUGGGGGAAGGAACUACGUCUGAUAACUACAUUCUUUGUAACUUCAUGGAAGCAGUGCCUAACACUUAGGAAUCUUUUUGAGCCCCAAAUUUGCUAUUUUUUCACACACUUGGAUAUGUGUUCUUCGCAUUAAUAAUGGAAAUGAUAGUGCCAUUCCUGCUGACCUUACAGUUGACAGUUGACACUAAAUGUGAGACUAAAUGUGACAAUGUGUAUGAAAAUGUUUCUCAAACUUACAUUUCUAUCUAAAAGCAAGAUAUUAGUAGUAGUAGUGUCAUCCAAUGUGGUGUAAACCACAUUGGGAGCCCAUCCAUGGCACUGCAGAGAGUGGUGGGGUGGAACAAAAGCCACAGAUGAAAAUUUUGCCAUCCUAAGAACUGGAUAAGUAUCUGGGAAAGCAGGAUACUGGGUAGAGUAUGCUUUCUUUGCUUUCAGUUAAGUCUUCGUUUCAGUGACCACUUGUUUAUGGUAGUUUAGAGGUGCCUGCAGUAAAGCAAGAUAUAAUAAAUGCAAAAUUAAUUUUUUUAAUGGGGCUGAGGAAAAUAAAGAUUAUAGAGAAAGACGGAUCCAGAGGGUUUUUUUUUUGUCACGUUUGAAAAUUGGUGGUGGUGGUGUAGACAAGUUGAAGGAUGAAGCCAAAAUUUCAGUCAAAAUAUCAAACUCAAGGCAAUGACUAUUCUAUAUUUGCCAUUUUGGUGCAGCUAAAGAUCUCUGAGGAGUAAAGUGAUGACAAAUCUUCCAAACAGGUGAUUGAGGCUGGGCGCAGUGGCUCACACCUGUAAUCUCAGCACUUUGGGAGGCCAAGAUUGGCAGAUCACUUGAGGUCAGGAGCUCAAGACCAGGCUGGCCCACAUGGUAAAACCCCGUCUCCACUAAAAGUACAAAAAAAACCCAAAAAACAAAGAUCAGCCAGGCAUGGUUGUGCAUGCCUGUAAUCCCAGCUACUUGAGAGGCUGAGGCAGGAGAAUUGCUUGAACCUGGGAAGUGGAGGUUGCAGUGAGCCGAGAUGGCACCAGUACACUCAGCCUGGGCAUCGCAGUGAGACUCCAUCUAAAAAAAAAAAAAAAAAGGAAUUGAUGCUUCAAAAUGAAAAAUUGCAAACUGGAGCUGUGCUUUUGUCCCAGAAUUUAUGUUCACAAACCCCUCUUGCUGUGCUGUGCCUGUGUUUGGCCCCAAGGUGCCCAUCAAAGCAACUGUUUUGGUUCUGACCUGCUCCCGGCUACACUUGGAAGGUAGCCUGAGAUGUCUCCCUGUAUGUUUCCUUAUUCCAGAAUGUUGUGUUACAUUUUUGUUGUGUAUAAAUUUCUUUUCCUGUCAAAUGCUAGCCUGAAAAUCCUGUACCAAAAGAUCUGUAUAUUCUAUGAAACUUGGGCUGUAAGAACCCAGAAGCUCUCUGCUGACAAUUCUUUAACCAGGGAGAGGUUCCUCGGGGGAAUGCCUUUCAUUAUGUAUAUUUGAAAAUGAAUUUUCAGGUCUCUGCUUCCCAUGUGAAUUUGUAUAAAUUUAUGUAAAAAAUGAGAAGCAAUGCUUUUUAAUUUUUUCCUUAGAAGUGGGCAUAUAUUUUUUAGGGCAUAAUAUAAAAGAUCGAUUGGCUUGAGUUCAUUUGUCCUCCGCAAGUCUAAAAUGAGACAAACUAGAAUUGCCUGGUAAUAUCCAAAUUUAUUAAUGAAUGGAUGUGUGCUAUGCUAGCUACCAGGCAAGGUGCUUAAAAAGAGAAGUAGGUUUUAGUUUCUCUCUCCUGUGGGUCCAUCAAGCUUUUCUCAACCAAUUCUCUUCCCUCUCUGGAAACUGUGAUGUUUCACCUUCUCCUCCUUGCCUGGUGCCCACUGACAACAUAGGGACUGUUUCGGGUCUUCUCAUGUCUAGACACCCUGUAAAGCCAUUUUUCCUUCAUCUGCUGCCCAACCACACAGGUAGAGGGGACUUUACCACAAGACUUGCUGCCUCCUGUGUGCUCCCCAAGGAAGACUCCUAAUGUCUUCAUAUCCACAAACCUGGGGAGGGGUUUGUCAUCUCCGGUAGUCUCCCCAGACCAGGAAUCAGCCCAGGGGAGAGGCCUCUCUCAGGAGCCCACUGCUGCCUGGCUCUCUCCCUCCUCUUUGGUCCUGCCUCUUCCCCAGCCCUGGGUGAACUCUGCCUGGUCUCCUUGGAGGGGUUGUGGAGGGGAAUGCCUGGAGCAGGGCAACCUGCUAUCCACCAGCUCUUGCACCAACCUUCUGAGUCUUUAAAGGCUAAGCCCCCCGGAAACUCAAAACCAGUUAUCCCUCAAAAAGUUCAGCUCAGGCCGGGUAUGGUGGCUCAUGCCUGUAAUCCCAGCACUUUGGGAGGCUGAUGCGGGCAGAUCACCUGAGGUCAGUAGUUUGAGAUCAGCCUGACCAACAUGGUGAAACACUGUCUCUACUAAAAAUACAAAAAUUAGGCUGGGUGCGGUGGCUCAUGCCUGUAAUUUCAGAAAUUUGGGAGGCUGAGGCAGGUGGAUCACUUGAGGUCAGGAGUUCGAGACCAGCCUGACCAACAUGGUGAAACCCUGUCUUUACUAAAAUUACAAAAAUUAGCUAGGCAUGGUGGUGCAUGGCUGUAAUCCCAGCUACUUGGGAGGCUGAGACAGGAGAAUCGCUUGAACUCAGGAGGCGGAGGUUGCAGUGAGCUGUGAUUGUACCAUUACACUCCAGCCUGGGCAAUGAGAGCAAAACUUCAUCUUGAAAAAAAAAAUCUAGCUCUCACAUGUCAAAAACUUUGGCUGUCCACACUAUUAUUCUGUUCCAACUUUUAAGAACGCAGAUAAAAAAUGUAACAAAGUUAAAAAGCCUUAUUAACCUCAAGACUUGAUGCUGGUGCCAUUCCUAGACUGGUAUUUCUCAUGAGUCUCCACCAAAUCAGAGGGCAGGAAGAUCUGGACUUCUUGGGCUGAGCCAUGCUUUGAGGACCACUUCAGCGGGCGGUAUAUCGUCCCCUGUGUGGAGCUGCAUUUCCUGUGACUGGCACUAGCUUGAUGGUUUCUGCUUUUGUGACUGUUCACCCGCACUUGCCAAGGCUGUGCUGUGCCUCUACUCACCUGCCUCGUGAGGGGACUCUGACCUUUCUGUCAUCUACCACAUGCCAUUGAUGAGAGCCACAGGGUGUGGCCUCCUGGUGGUCCAGCUCAACCUCUGUUCUCUCUCAUUCUUGCUUCUCAACAACCUCCUGGAGCUUUUUCCUCUGGGUGUAGCAGGAGGGCCCCACACACUGGAUCACAGCCACGCUUUGAAAGGAGGAGAAGUGACUGUCGGGAGACAGCCCCUAGGAGAGCUGGGUCUUUGUUUUAUUUUGUUUCUUUACAAUACAGCCAUUUCAUGUAUAACCUUUUCCACAUAGACCCUUGCCUUCUCCCCGAGGUAUGAGACAAGGAAUACAAAUAUCAGAUGUGACUCUGGAAGGCUGCAAGGAACUGGUGCUGCUCAUAGAAAAGCAUUUCAAAACCUUAAACACCUGCACUAUUUCUCCCACCUUCUUUCAUGUUCACAUCUGCAAAUAAUAGGCACUCAAUACAAUUUUAUGGCAAAUCACAGAAUUAGUUCUGCCUCGAAUCCUUUGUGGAAUGAAGUGUGAGUAUAGGACAAGUGUGCAAACAAGCACAAACAUCAGGGUCCAUUCACUCUGGUACAGUCCAUGGCCCCUUUAUUCCUUUUCGUCUUUCAAUAAAUACGUGUUGAACACCUAUUAUAUGCCAGUUACUAUUGUAGACAGAUGUGGUAUCUAUUCUUGUGAACAGACACUGAGGAGGUACAUGAAUAAGUAGGAUGUCAAAUAAUAAUGACUGCAGCCAAGGAACAGAGCAAGGUGCUCAUGAGUGCCAGUCAGAGCUGCUUCCCUAGCUAGGCUGGCAAGAAAGACUCCUGAAGUGGUCGCACUUGAGCAGAGGCCUGAAGAACGGAAGGAGACCACCAUGGGAAAGUGGAUGGAAGAGGAGAUGAACCAAUCAUUUUCUACAAUCAAGUCAUAUUUGAAAUGCGCGAGGUCCCCAUCUGAUAUCGCAGAGGUGCAGGGGCAUGGGAAGGUUCCUAACAGGCAUCGUCGAUGCUGCAUGCUGUCUCACCAUAUUUCACGGGGCUGGCUGGUUCUCCCUGCGGUUCCCUCAGUUUCAUCAGCACCACGGUGGCUUCCCAUGUUCCAGGCUGCGCCAGGCUGAAAUGCCAGUUCCUGAUCCUGUGAAGAGCCACGGUGAAGCUCCCCUCGUGUCAGUGAGCCAGGAGCCUUCCCCGCAGCUCCAGCCCUCACAGCCUCGGCCCUCGUUAACAUGGGCAAUUAAAGUGCUCAGGAUUUUUCACUUGAAAUGUUCCGAAUGCAAGUAAGUUGCUUUAUGGAAGAAUAGGAAUCUGUUUCUUUCUGCCACUUCCUUCCAUGCACAGCCAGCAUUUUCAUCAGCAGCCUUUGGGCAAGGCGUGCACGGCAUGGGCUUAUUGGAAUACUGAUGAAGGAAGACCCUGAGCAUCUUUUGAAGAAAACAAAACUGAAGGAAAAAGUAUGACUUGUGAAACUCGAAGCAACUCUGUGGGCUGUGAAUUCAGCAGGGAAACAACGCAUUGUUAAUUUUCUCUCCUUAUUUCUCUGUUUUCUUCUCUGAUCCAGUUGGUCAUGUCCAUAGACCCAAAGAACACAUGCAAAGGAAGGAAAUUCAAGUGUUUCCUUCCUGCCUGCUGAGUGGCCACCCACACCGUCUCUCUUCUCUUGGGCCACUUGUCCCUAACUUCUUUUCUUCAUGAAGAUCCUUGGCAGCUCCAUGGAGGUGAAAAGGGCUAUGAAUGCUCUUCUUCCUCAUAACUCUCUAGGCUUCCUGGUGAACAUGGAGAAGAAACCAUUUUCUUCAUUCAUCAGUGGCUCAGGGAUCUGUGAACCUUCCCACCUGCCACCCUCACGCCUGGAGUGAUAUGUGCCUGGUCAUUAGGGAGCACUUUUUUCCCACCUGCCACCCUCAUUCCUGGAGUGAUAUGUGCCUGGUCAUUAGGGAGUACUCUCUUCCCACCUGCCGCCUUCACGCCUGGAGUGAUGUUGCCUGGUCAUUAGGGAGCACUCUUUUCCCACCUGCCACCCUCACACCUGGAGUGAUAUGUGCCCGGUUAUUAGGGAGCACUCUCUUCCCACCUGCUGCCCUCAGGCCUGGAGUGAUGUUGUCUGGUCAUUAGGGAGCACACUCUUCCCACCUGGGUGACAGCAGCUCUGAGCCAGCCCGGUGCUAGGUGAUGGGCAACUGCAGUGCCCAUGCCACAGGCUGGGUCAGAUUUUCCUGUGCGGACGCGGUCAUGGGGAUGUUGCUAGGGACAGUGAAGUUGGCUGUGUUUAUCCAAAUCUGGUAGGAACGGAUCCUUCUAAGAAAAUAUGCUUUCGACUUCAUGAUUUUCCAGCAGCACUGAAGGCCCUGCACACAGGGGGCUGCUAGCUGGGGCAUGGGAUACAUAGGGUGUCGCGGCAUCCAGCCCCACACAGUGGUCACUCCGGGUCCCGUGGGCAGCCUGACCCAACCCGAGUGGUUGUAAUGUUUCUGACGGCCUUCACAGCAAUGUUGUAUUAUUCCAUCACAUGUAUGGAACGUGUCCAGAAUGCCAGGGCAAGAGAAAUAAUAUUCCCUGCCUAGGUAUCCACUCUGCUUUUCUCAGAAGCAAACAAACACAACUGAGGAGAGAAAAAGCACAACCUCAUGUCUGAUCCUUCCCCGUGUCCAGCCACUCCCCACACCAUCCUCAAAUCUGACCUGCACUCGAGGACUCCUGCGUGCUUUACAAGCAUCUUGUUUUAGUUCUUUUGUUUUUCUGCACCAACCAUGUCUUUAACAGUUUACUGAAUGCCCGCCACAUGUGAGGCUGUAGACUGAAUUCAUUUCUUGGUGAAUGCUAUUGUGUGCCUGGCCAUGAGUUUUGUCCUCCAAACAACCCUCUGUGCAGGAGGUCUCAUUUUAGAGACGAGGAGUCAGAAGCUCCAAGAGGCUGAUUCACUUGCCCAAGGACACACAGCUUCUGGGGGAAGAGCUCAGAUAGAAAGGAGACCCGUAUGGCUCUAACAUGCACCAUGGUUUAGUUCUUCGUCUCUCAUCCCAGCAAGACUGCACUGGAAACUUCUCAACCAAAGAAUCCUAUCUCAUUCUCAUUCAUUUCCCUGAGUACAUUUUGGGGACACACAGUGGAGUCGGGGCUGAGCAAUUGCUUGUUGAGAAAAAAUUGCAUUCUUCUCUGAGCUCCUAGAGCCCACCGUAGGUCCCAGCACUCAGAAGGAGGCACUAAGUGAUGUGUGCUGAGUUGAGAGGGGAUGUGAGGGAGUCAGAAGUGCUCCAGACGUUGGCCACCAGCAGCCGGGAUGUUGGCACCACCAGGUUUCAAAUAUGAAGACAGCUUUGCCUUUUAUUUCCUGUAGAGUGGAUGCUUUCCAGGAAAUGUCCCCCUUUUGCUCUGCCAUGGUCUUUUGAGAACAAGCUAUUUUGUCGUUCCAGACGAAUAGCAAGGUUGGAGGACCAGCUCAAGUCGAGCAUGAGGGGCUGAGCAGCUCACACCCCAUGACUUGCGGUUAAACAGUGGGUGUCUGAGCACGUGCUGACCUGAGGGCUCCCUGGAUCCUGGAGUGGGUCCAGCAGGUUGUGCAGAAACCACGUAGGACUGACUCUUCCCUCGGCCUCAUGUGGGUUUCAUGAACCCCCUUUUAUUCUCAUCCUCCAAUCAAUCUGCUCACAGUGCAAAUAAGAAUGAUUCUUAUGCAAGGUAACUUUAAGAUCUCAUCACCAACUCCAGGGAAUACCUCUAAACAGGUACCUUUGAGGACGCCCACGCAGGACCCAUGUUUUCCCCCUUUUUACCUACUUCUGAGUGUGAUGAAGCUAGGGCUUUAACAUACUUACUUUAAAUGUAUAUAGUGUAUACAUAGUAUGUAUAUAAUUAUGUAUAAAUAUUACAUAUAAAUAUUAAAUAUGUUUAAUUACAUAUAAAUAGUACAUAUUAAAUUAUAUAUAAAAGAACAUAAUUUAAAAUUUAUAUCAUUUUCAGCCUGGCGUGGUGGCUCACGCCUGUAAUCCCAUCACUUUGGGAGGCGAGGGUGCGCAGAUCACUUAAGGUUAGGAGUUAGAGACCAGCCUGGCCCAUAUGGUGAAACCCUGUCUCUACUAAAAAUAUAAAAAUUAGCCGGGCAUGGUGGCGCACACCUGUAGUCCCAGAUACUUGGGGGGCUUAGGCAGGAGAAUUGCUUCAACCCAAGAGGUGGAGGUUACAGUGAGCCGAGAUGGUGCCACUGCACUCCAGCCUGGGCAACAGAGAGAGACUCCUCUGUCUCAAACACAAACAAACAAACAAACAAAAAAACUAUAUAUAUAUAUGUUAAUAAUAUUCAUGAAAGAAAAAUGAGAAAAAAAGACAUAUAAGCAAGAGAAAAUACAAGACUUUCCCAAUUCUACCCACAGACCAACACAUAAAAUACCUUUGCGUAUAUUCUUCAAACUUUCUGCAUAGUCAUUUAUACAUUUAUAUUAUUUCCAUAAAUCAUGUUCAGUUGUUAAAAAACUGCCUUUUAAAAAUCUUACUUUAUUGUGACUAUCGUUCCAUAUCAAUAAAAUAGUUUUAUAUGAUCAUUCUGAUAUAUAAUUGUAAAUAAUUUAACCAAUCUGUUGUUGGCUUUUAGGCUGUUUCUAACAGCAGUGUAACUAAUAUCCUUAUGGCUAAAUCCUGAAAGGCAUACUUCACUAUUUUCUUAGGAUGAAUUCCAGGUAAUUUAAGGACUAGCAUGUGCUUUUUUUAAGUUAUACUUUACGUUCUGGCGUACAUGUGCAAGACAUGCAGGUUUGUUACAUAGGCCAUGGUGGUUUGCUGCACGCAUCAACCAGUCAUCUACCUGAGGUAUUUCUCCUAAUGCUAUCCCUCCCCUAGCCCCCCCACCCCCCAACAGGCCCCAGUGUGUGAUGUUACCCUCCCUGUGUCCAUGUGUAUUCAUUGUUCAACUGCCACUUGAACAGUUGAACACUGUUCAACUGUGCUUUUUAAUGAAUAGCAUGUGCUUUUUAAUGAAUCUUAACAUGCUUCCAUAAGUUUGUUUCUAUAGUAAGUAAACUCCAAUCAACCCCUCUCCCACCCAGCCCAUGUCUUUUAAAUGCAACUGCAAAAUCUAUAGAAAUGCAACAUAUUUCCAUUAGAAAAUGAAAUCCUUUUUGAUGUAAAGUACAACAUCUUCAUUAUAAAACAGAAUUACCUUCAGUAGCUCUGAGGCUUAAAGAUCUUUGCAGUGACCCAGGAAGUCAUCCAAGGAUAGUGGAGCCCAGCCUGUCUGACACGUCUUUGAUGCUGAGCAUUGGGUGGGAUUGGGUGGAAAGUCUGAUUUUUCUCGGGUUGGAUGCUGUGCUCUAAUUGCCAGUGGCUGGAAGCCUGGCUUGUUUUUCUCUUCCUGUCAUCCAGUGCAGGGACACACAGGGAGAGUGUGAACAUAGGGUGUGUCCAAUCUAACCGUUAGGGUUUCCAAAUUAACUGUAAACUCUAAGUCUUUAAAGGUCAAUGGAACAUUUUGUUCUUUUGUUUGACUUUUCCAUUUAAAAUAGAACUUUUGCCUCUGAGAAUUUAGACAUGGACACAAAUACUAUGGAAAAAGCCAAAACAGGAGAGUUUUCUCAACACUAAAGGAGACAUACAUAUUUAGUUUCAGAUUAAUUGGCUAAAGGGUGUUUGUUGCCAGGUAAGAAGGGAUGGUUUACAGCUCCAAGCAAGGAUGGAUGGCUUCUUACUAGAACUGGCUUUAUCAGUGAACAUCUCAGGUCCUGCCUUGGCUUGGGGCCUCACCUGCAGAAGAAAUCAAAGACGGCACCAUCAGCCACUAUUGCUGGUACUUCAUUCACCUCACCUUGCCAGGGUUGCUCCAGGCAGAAAACAGCUGGAAAACUGGGGUCCCAGAGACAGAAACAAGUACACUGCAUAUUUUCUGUUGAAUAAGAUUUUUUAAACUUUUAUUUUAAGAAAAUUGAAGAUUUUUAUGCAAUUGUAAAAAAUAAUACAGAGCCUCAUAUACCCUUCAUGCAGUUCCCCCCAAUGGCAGCAUCUUGUGUAACUACAGUCUGCUAUGACAAUCAACAUAUUGGCAUUGAUAAAAUCCAUCCACCAUAUUCAGAUUUCCCAAAUGUUUCUUGCACUCAUUUGUGUGUAUUUAGUUCUAUGUGGUCUUAUCAGACGUGAAGCAUUGUUUGACCACCACUGGCAUAGUCAAUAUAAACACAAUUCUAUCACUAGUCUCCAUCCUGCUGACCUCAAACAGCCACAGCCAAUGCUUUUAUCUCCCAUCAUGAUCCUCUGACAACCACUAAUCUGUUUUUUAGUUCUCCCUCUCAAUAGUUUGUUACUUCAAGAAUGUUAUUGAAAUGAUCAUAUACUAUGUAGUCUUUUGAGAUUUGCUUUCUAUACUCCGCAUAAUUCACUGGAGAGUAAUCCAAGUUGUGUGUUUGUCACUGAGUACUAUUUAAUGGUGUGGACAUACCAGUUUGUUUAGCCAUUCACCCAUUGAAAGAUAUUUGGGUUAUUUCCAGUGUUUUUUAUUAUUACAAGAAAUGCUGCGAUGAACAUUUGUGUACAGGUUUCUGUGUAAACAUAAGCCUUUAUUUCUCUGGCAUAGCUGUUCAGGGGUGGAAUUACUGAGUCUUAGGGUAAGUGCAUGGUUUGCUUCGUAAGAAACUAUUUUCCAGAGUGGCUGUAUCAUUUUACAUUCCCACCAGCAAUGUACGAGUGAUCUAGUUUCUCUUCACUCCACCACCAUUUGGUGUUAUUGCUAGUGUUUUUUAUUUUUUGUAUUGUGACAGGUGUAUAGUGAUAUUUCAUUGAGACUUUAAUCUGCAUUUUCUAAUGGCUGAUGGUGUUGAAAUUCUUCUCAUGUGCUUAUUUGCCAUUUGUCCUCUUCAACAAAGCAGCUGUUUAUGUCUUCGGCCCAUUUCAUUUUUCCUAUUAAAUUUUGAGAAUUCAUUAUAGGGUCUAGAUUCAAGACCUUGGCGGAUAUGAGGUGUGCCAACAUUUCCUCUCAGUCUGUAGCUUGCCUUUUCAAUCUCUUCAGAGACUCUUGCACAGCACAUGUGUCUAAUUUUGAUGCAGUCCAGCUUAUCAAUUUUCUCUUUAAUGACUCAUGCCUUUGGUGUCCAAUCUAAGAACUGUGCCUGGCCCUAGGUCCCAAAGAUCUUCUCCUAUGCUUACUUCUAAAUGUUUUCUAAUAACUUUUAUGUUUUACAUUUAAGUUUGUGAUCCAUUUUGGGUUAAUUUCCACAUAAGGUGUGAGGAUUUGGUUGAGGUCCUUUUUGCAUAAGGAUGCUUGGAUAGGAUUUUUGUUUCAGGGGAAUCUUUGCCUCUUUA